AUUGCAAAGUGUAAGACAUGAAGAUUCAUCUGCGAUGCGUCACCAAAUUUAACCUAAUUUCCAUCUUCAUUUGCGUUUCAAUGUUUAUCAAAAAGUUUAUGUUAACAUUUAAAGUGGCAUUGAAAUACGUAGAUCAGUGUUUUUGUAAUCCUCAAAAGAGUUUUGUGACUUAGCGAGGUGACAUGGUUCUUUGUGCAUUGACCAAAAAGCACAAACAACCAUGCCCCCGCUAGGCAAGAUUAGUGUCUAAGAGUUUGUAGUGUCUAAGAUAUAGAUUAAUUUUUCCUUGUUUCAACAGGCGUGCCCUCUCAGCCAUCGAACCUUGUAGCGGUGGAAGCAGGUGAAACGUCAGUGACGCUAACGUGGAGACGUCCAGCUCAUGCUGGAGAUAAUAUAGUUUCUUAUGAGCUUUAUUGGAAUGACACAUAUGCAAAGGAGAACCAUAGGAAGUAAGUUAUCGAUCAUAAUAACCGUUUUCUUUUCUUAUUUCUUUACAAUAAUAGUGUAAACAUAUUAUGAAUGACAAUAAACUAAUGAUUAUAAUACUAUUCUAUGUUUUACUAUUCUAUGGAAUUAUUUGCAAUUUAGAAAGUUGAGUUUACGAAUACUUACGAGAAUACUACAAAAUUCCUCCAUAGUAAGUACCUAAUUUAAAAUAAAAGAACGGAAAAUAAUAAAUAGUAAAAUUCCUAAUAGACGGAUACCCAUAACGGAAACGUACACGCUCAAUGGAUUGUACCCCAACACUCUGUACUACAUCUGGUUGGCGGCACGAUCGCAACGAGGGGAGGGAGCGACGACCCCGCCGAUUGCCGUCCGCACCAAGCAGUACGUACCAGGAGCACCGCCGAUGAACGUGACUGCGACGGCUAUAUCGCCCACCGCGAUCCGGGUGUCGUGGCAGCCUCCGCCGGCGGAGCGCGCUAACGGCCGGAUCGCGUAUUACAAGCUGCUUUGCGUGGAGUCUGGACGUGGUGAUUCUGAGGCCACUGUUGUGAAACUGAAUCAGACCUCGUUUGUGCUGGAUGAGCUCCGUCGCUGGACUGAGUACAGAAUAUGGGUGCUAGCUGGCACCAGCGUGGGCGAUGGUCCCGCUUCAUACCCUGUCACCGUUCGCACGCAUGAAGACGUGCCUGGUGAACCCCAAGAUGUGAAGGUUAAUCCAAUCAACUCGACGUCCAUACAUGUGACGUGGAAACCACCACAAGAGAAAGAAAAGAAUGGAAUCAUCAGAGGUUACCAUGUUCAUGUUCAAGAAGUUAGAGAAGAGGGCAAAGGUCUACUUAACGACCCCAUGCGGUUCAACGUUAUGGAUGACACUACACUUGAGUUAAAUGUAUCCGGGUUACAACCUGACACAAGAUACAAUGUGCAAGUGGCUGCUCUGACGCGGAAGGGAGACGGUGACCGAAGUGCGCCAGUGUCUGUAAAAACACCUGGCGGUGUGCCAAACCGGCCUACCGUUACCUUAAAGGUUUUGGAACGUGAACCAAUAGUAUCAAUUGAAUUAGAAUGGGCGAGGCCAACUCAGACAUAUGGAGAUUUGCUAGGGUAUAGAUUAAGAUAUGGUAUCAAAGAUCAGCCAUUAGAUGAAGAAAAUUUCCCAAUUAAAGUCAAUUCACAUAGGAUAAAUGAUCUAGAAAGAGGUGUUCAGUAUGAAUUCCGUGUAGCUGGUAAAAAUCACAUUGGCAUUGGUCAAGAAACAAUUAAGUAUUGGCUUACUCCUGAGGGAGCACCUAAAGGACCUCCGACAAACGUGACAUAUCAUUUUCAAACACCCGAUAUUAUUAGUGUUACUUGGGAACCGCCAAUUAGGGCUGAUCGAAGUGGUCAAAUUAAGAAAUAUGACGUCCAGUUUUAUAAAAGAGGUGACCAAUCAUCUCUUAUAGAGCAAACUACAGAACAAACUAAAGUUGUUUUUACAGGCCUUGAAGAAGAUGCUCAUUAUGUGUUCAAAGUCAGAGCAUACACAGAUCAAGGACCUGGACCCUAUAGUAAAGACAUAACCGCUCACACUGAAAGGGAUAUUGGUAGAGCUCCUAUGUCCGUUAAGGCCGUUGCUACAUCUGAAUCUGGCGUCGAGGUAUGGUGGGAAACAUUCAGAACAAGGAAGAAGAUUAUUGGUUAUGUCAUAUUUUAUACUAUGACACCGGUUGAAGAUUUGGAUGAAUGGCAACAAAAAAGUGUCCAUGUAACACAUUCCGCUGACUUAGAAAACUUGGAGAAAUUUGCUGAAUAUGCUAUCGCAGUAGCUGCAAAAACUGCAGAUGGGCUCGGUAGACUUUCUGAAAAAGUUACAGUUAAAGUAAGACCAGAAGAAGUGCCUUUACACUUGAGGGCUCAAGAUGUAUCAACCCAUUCUAUGACGCUCUCGUGGGCACCUCCAUUACGCUUAAACCCCGUUAGCUAUAAGAUAUCAUAUAAUGCUAUCAAAGAAUUUGUCGAUUCUCUUGGUAUGACGCAAACACAGGAAAUUUCGAAAAAAGAAAUUGUUGUAAAGAACGACAGAACAUCUUAUUCGAUUAAUGAUUUAUCUCCGUUUACAACAUAUAAUGUUAAUGUCAGUGCCAUCCCAAAUGACGAUUCUUACAGACCCCCAACUAAAAUAACUGUAACAACACAAAUGGCAGCCCCAAAACCUAUGGUUAAACCUGAUUUCUACGGUGUAGUAGAAAAUGAGAUAUUGGUUAUCCUCCCUCAAGCUUCCGAAGAAUAUGGACCUAUUUCACAUUAUUAUUUAGUUGUAGUUCCAGAUGAUAAAGCACAUAAUCAUAUGAUGCCUGAUCAGUUCCUAACCGAUGAUUUAAUAAAAAACAACGCAAGAACCGAUGAUGAAAACGCUCCUUACAUUGCUGCCAAAUUCUUACAACGAAAUAUUUUGUAUACUUUUCAUUUAGGAAACGAUGAAACUUAUGAAGGAUUUCUAAAUAGAAAACUAAACCCGACUAAGAGAUAUCGUGUUUUCGUAAGAGCCGUUGUGGAUACACCUCAAAAACAUCUUUAUACGUCGAGUCCAUUUUCGGAAUACCUGUCUUUAGACAUGCGUGAAGCACCACCUGGUGAAGAACCAAGUCGUCCUGACCCUAACCUUACUUUAGACCCAGAAAUCACGAAAAAAAUACACGACACUAGCGAAGCCGGAAUGGUUUGGAUUAUUGGGCCUAUAAUUGCUGCGUUAAUGCUUUCAAUGUGCUUAGUGCUUGUUUUUAUUAUGAGAAGAAAAAGACAACCUUGUAAAACCCCUGACCAAGCUGCUGUGACGCGUCCUUUAAUGUCCGCUGACAUCGGAUUUGGUGCACCAUCCGAUCCCGUAGAAAUGAGACGAUUAAAUUUCCAAACGCCGGCUAUGAUUUCCCAUCCACCUAUUCCUAUAUCCGAGCUCGGUGAACAUAUCGAAAGGCUAAAAGCUAAUGAUAAUCUGAAAUUCUCUCAAGAAUACGAAAGUAUAGAACCUGGACAGCAGUUUACGUGGGACCAUUCAAAUAUGGAAGUUAAUAAACCUAAAAAUCGCUAUGCAAAUGUCAUUGCUUAUGACCAUAGUCGUGUUAUUCUUCAACCGAUCGACGGAAUACUCGGCAGUGAUUACAUAAAUGCUAACUAUUGCGAUGGGUACCGAAAACAUAAUGCUUAUGUUGCUACCCAAGGCCCUCUUCAAGAAACGUUCAUUGACUUUUGGCGAAUGUGCUGGGAGCUGCGAACGUCUACAAUUGUGAUGAUGACUAAAUUGGAAGAACGAACAAGAAUAAAAUGUGAUCAAUACUGGCCUAGCCGCGGUAGCGAAACGUACGGUAUGAUGACAGUAACCAUCGCAGAAGUACAGGAACUUGCCACGUACUGCAUUCGUACUUUCCAAGUAACCAGAAACGGUGCUGCUGAACGUCGGGAAAUCAAACAGUUGCAAUUCACCGCUUGGCCCGACCAUGGUGUUCCUGAUCAUCCAGCACCCUUCUUGCAAUUCCUAAGGAGAGUUCGUGCUCUCAAUCCUCCAGAUGCAGGUCCGUUGGUUGUACAUUGUUCUGCUGGAGUCGGCCGCACUGGAUGUUUCAUCGUCAUUGAUUCUAUGCUAGAGCGUGCUAGACAUGAACGCACUGUCGACAUAUAUGGGCACGUUACUUGUCUACGUGCCCAACGAAACUAUAUGGUUCAAACGGAAGACCAGUACAUAUUCAUCCAUGAUGCUCUUUUAGAAGCUGUAGUUUGUGGUGACACCGAAGUGCCAGCUCGGAACCUGCAAUCGCACAUCCAGAAACUAAUGCGUGUGGACCCUAUGGAGAAUAUUACCGGAAUGGAACUAGAAUUUAAAAAGCUCGCCAACAUGAAAGCUGACUCUAGCCGAUUUGUAUCUGCCAGCUUGCCUUGUAAUAAACACAAAAACAGAUUAGUGCAUAUCUUGCCAUUUGAAUCUACCCGCGUUUGUUUGACGCCGCGAGACGGGUCGGAUUACAUCAACGCUUCGUUUGUGGAUGGAUACAGAUACAGGGCGGCAUAUAUUGCAACACAGGGCCCAUUACCAGAUACUACUGAUGACUUCUGGAAAAUGCUUUGGGAACAUAACUCUACAAUAAUUGUUAUGUUGACGAAAUUAAAGGAAAUGGGAAGGGAGAAAUGCCACCAAUACUGGCCUUCGGAUCGUUCUGUGCGAUACCAAUGCUUCGUUGUAGACCCUAUUGCUGAAUAUAAUAUGCCACAGUAUAUCUUGAGGGAAUUCAAGGUCACCGAUGCUCGCGAUGGGGCAUCCAGAACGGUUCGUCAGUUCCAAUUCACAGACUGGCCAGAGCAAGGGGUACCGAAGAACAGUGAGGGUUUCAUCGACUUCCUAGGACAAGUGCACAAGACCAAGGAACAAUUCGGACAAGACGGCCCCAUAACGGUUCAUUGCAGCGCGGGUGUGGGUCGUACGGGCGUGUUCAUCACUCUGUCCACGGUGUUGGAGCGUAUGCAGUACGAGGGUGUCGUCGACGUGUUCCAAACGGUGCGCACUCUACGCACCCAGCGUCCCGCCAUGGUGCAGACAGAGGACCAGUACGAAUUCUGCUACCGCGCAGCGCUGGAGUACCUCGGCUCGUUCGACCACUACGCCAACUGACGCUGAGAUAGGCUCGUGUAACAUGAAAUAUGUACUUAACGUACCCACAAAAUCACAUAUUGUAAGCAGAUGUUAGUCGGCAGCACGGGUGUUAUUAUAUUCAAUAGUGGUCCAUAAAGAAUAGAUUUAUUUUUAACUUUUUAUAUAUUAGGCGAAGAAAUACUGAGUUAUAAGGUCUUAGUUAUCUUUAAAAAAAAUAAUGAAAUAAUCAUUUAUAAAUUUUAACUUGUGAAAGACUAAAAGCUUUGUAUAGAAGAAAAUACUUCUUAGAGACUGCAGAAAAUAAUAUAAUUAUAAAUAUUGUAAUUGUUUAAUGUUUAUUUAUUAUUUCUUGACAUGUGACUUUAUAAAGUGCAAUAAACAAUCUUUGCAGCUAAUGUUUACAUACAUGUAGUCUGGUAACUAAUUGAGUUGUGUUAGAAAUAGUGUCUCAUUCGGUUAAAAAUGUAAAAUUUUUGAUCCGUUAGUUUUAUAUUAGGUUUACCUAUUACCUUCCAACUUAAUAGGUUUACCUCAUAGCUCGAUGAUGCCAUAUUUAGGAAUAAUUGGGAACACUUGAUUUUAUCCCAUUUUUUAAAGGUAAUAAAUCGAUUAAAAAUAAUAACACCGUGCUUGCUAUCGAUCUGUCGAUCCAGUCAUCCAUCAAACUACCGCAUUGCUUGUAGCAUAGCAACGAUUUAUUAAAACGGUAAUUCGUCUCGAAUAAAUCCAGAUUUACAAUGAUUCAUCCGAAUUACGGUUUUUACAAUCUUGUUCUAUGCUUUAAUUGUAAUAUUAGCGUUCGUUGACUGAUGUAUUGCGCUGCACAUCUAUAUCUGUUUAUAAUAAUUACACAAAAAAGGCUAAAACAUGUACGAGUGCCUAGCAACGCUACUUAUGAUAACUAAUAUAUUUACGAGUGACCACUAAUAAAAAUCAUGAUUGUGAGUCGGAAGGGUAAUUAAUGUAAACAAUUAAUGAUUAUCCUAAUAUCUAACUAAUGAUAGAUGUUGAUGCUGUUCGUACUAUUUUUGUCUCUAAAUUGGAACAGAUAAAGUCCAUGUUAACAGUUGAAAGUAUACUUUAGAUGCAUUUAAAAUAUUGCAACAGAGUUUCGUAAUAUAAUAUUUAAAAAAAUGCUAUUUAAAUUUAUAAAAAAAAAGUAAUUUAGAGAGUGAAAACAGUGCGCUUAGAGACUUAAAUAUUAACGUGGUAUGUAUCCAAUUCUUAUCGUCACGAUAUAUACAUACAUAUAAUAAAAUGUAUAAAUAGUUAUUGCAGCUGUAAUUAGAAGUUUAUUUUUCAUAUCGGGUGUUAAAAAUAUGUUAAGUAGUGUACAUUGUGGUAACUUUCAUUAUUGCAAUAUUAUUAAAUAUACUCUUAGACGAAUCGGCUGUGUCGUGUGAAAUUAUGUGUCAGUCCUGUGCAUUGUAGGUGCGUAAAUAUUGUGUAAAUAGUUUUAUUUUUUUCACCAAAUAAUUUUUAAAGAGUCCUUUCCUACUAGGAUAUUUCCCAUCCGGUGUACCGGCUAUUAUUUUUCAUUUACAGGUGAUUUUUUGUUACUUAUAUUUCUAACAGCUGUCUACUAAUUUAGUAUCACUUGCUUGCUUAUAGGAUGAUCGUGAUUUAAUGACAUAUCUAUUUGUAGGUAGAAAAAAUAUUUAUGUCGAAGUGGAACGGUAAUGUUUGAAUUAGAAAGAAUUUGGUCAAGGAAUAUAAGGCAUACAUCCUAACUAAAUGACGAAUAAAUGGAUGCGAUUCUAAACAUGGAUUUGUGACAUCGCGGUGUAAUAUAAAUAACACCCAAUAAGUUUUCAUUAUGCUUUACGUUGGCAUCAACUAUACUAUUUUGUUAAUAAUAAGGCACCCUUGGAUAACACGAAACGUGACUAUCGCUACUCUAUCAUUAAGCUAUAUUUAAGUGUAGUAUGUUAUUUAAUCUUUUACAGUAAUCCCCUUGCCUAGUAAAAUGUAAGAUUUUUAGGUUUUUCACUCGUUUUAUACAAUAUACCUAAUACUUGUAUCGAUCUAACUACGUAUAAGUUAAAUUUGAGCUUGUAUGUAAAUUAGGUAAUUAAUACGAGGAAGAUAUUGCGGUAGACACGCAACCAUAUGUAAAAUGAACACGAUUCCUAUUUAAAAAAAAAAAGUUUACUAUAUACAUCUCGAUUCGGUCCCAUUUAGACCGUUCAUAACUGCCAAUCGUUUCUCUUAAUACUAAUUGAAAUAAAAUUAUUAUAUUAAAUAAACAAUACGAAACGUACGUAGAAUUUAAUGAGAGUAAUUGUUAAAUUGAGGUUAUAGUGAAAAUUUAAUACUCGUUGAUCAUAUUUAGCGAGAGUCUGUAUGGAACAUUUACGAAGUCAAAGGAACGAAUAGCUGGUUGUUUCGUGCAGCUGUAUCGUGUUGCUUAAACAGGCUUUAUUUUUACACCAUUCCUUAUUGUGUUUUUAUUUAUGAUUAUUCUUAGUAUUUUGUUGUAAUGAUAGCGUUAAUACGUAAUUUGCCGCUGAAAUAGUUAUCUAAUACUGUUUUAUUCCUGAACGCACAUCACCGAUCUCUCACAUUUAGGCUAAAGCAUUAUUUUAUUCAGCUUUCAUUAUAACAUAUAUUGUACAUUGAGUAUCCAUAUUUACGUUGAACACAUAUUUUUAUAGUGCAUUUAUUCCAUGAUAUAUACAAAGGUGCUGUAUAUUCCAAAAUAGUACAAAGGUUUUUGUUUGUCUCUUUUAAUCAAUCAUCAUAGAUAUUUUUGUGUGCGUUUGGUUUUGUAAACUAACCAGUCAUCCAAUUGUUGCGUUUUGUUGAACGUAAAAGACUGAAUUACUAAUUUGUCUGUGUUUUAAUCUACUUUAAUUCUUAAUAGGUUGUUAAAUCAAUUAGUUAUUAUCUGUGUCGUCAUUUGUAAUAUUUUUUUGCUAAGAAAAUUUGUGAUUAGUUGUGUCAGUAAGUGUUACUUAACAGUAACUGAAUUAUAAUUGUACAGCUAAUAAUUAUAAGUUGGUACCACUAUGAAAUAUUUUGUUGACAUUAUGCGAUUAAUAUCCUUUUUAUCAAUGGAAAACAAAACCAGACAUAUUUUAAAAUUAUUCCAUCUGAUUAAGGUUGUAUAUUGAAUGAGUACAAUUAGCAUUUAAUUUUCCAACAGUAACCCAGUGAAAAAACGCCAUUUCCGUUGUGCUUUUAGCUAUUUAUUGUUAGACACACUUGAGCUAAAUUCGUUAUAAUUAAGAAUGUUUGUAUACUUUAUUCACAAGAAAUGAUAAGAUUAAAAAAAAUCUACGGGAUCACAUGUCAUUGUAAUAAUAAAUUAAAACACCGAAACGUGUUUUGGAUCUGCAAUAUGAAUUAAUAUAAACACUUUUUUAUUUGGUUUAGGUACUUGUGAAUAAGGUUAAUGAAAAAAAAGAUACGGUCAUGUAAAUGCUCAUCGUGUGGUCAUAGCUUACGAAGAAUAGCUAAUUAAUUUUAGUGCAAUUAAAGAUGGCGAAUGACAUGUAAAUUGGCGGGAAAGUGUGAAUGUAUUCGUAGAAGUUUGUAGAUGAUUAUUUUGUAAAAUAUCCCGCGCUGCGUCUCGGGACACAGUGGAUUCGCAAAAUUAUACAUAUGUAUAUGAAGAAAUAAAUUUAUGUGAGACCAUAAUUACUUUAUGAUUGUUUUAUUUUUACCACACAGUUUCAUAAAAAAUGAAAUGUUCUAAAAAUCCACUAGCCUAAGGUAGCACAGGAUAGUACUCGAACCCACAACCUUUCGCAAUCCAGACGACUACUACGACCAUAGAGCUACCCGAGACCCAACAGAACAGACGAAUUUUUCAACUUUUAAGUUGUUUUUAUUGUUGCGUUUCUAAUAGAAGUGUAUAUCAAACAGCCGAAAACAAAUAUUUUAAAAUUUCAACUUUCAAUUAUGAUGUGUUUUUAUCUGGUCAAGAAUUGACAGAAAAAUCAUAAUCCUACAACCGAUACAUAUGCAAUCUAUAACUUUUGUUAUAAUUUGACCUUAUAAACUAUGUCAAAAAAUAAAUACCUUUGAAAUGUCAUUGACACGCCGUUAUUACGUUAACGUUAGCAGAAUUGAAGUCCGUCUAAUUCACGUUGA
Molecule: messenger RNA, 9163 nt
Organism: Diatraea saccharalis (sugarcane borer)
Lineage: Eukaryota; Metazoa; Arthropoda; Insecta; Lepidoptera; Crambidae
Source: the annotation of a GenBank genome assembly